AUGGACAAAGACUGCGACAUGGUAUAUAAGAACAUCUCUGACAUAUAUAAAUCUGAAGAAUUUAAGACCUACGACAACUUUGUUUCGUUAGUUGCAAAAUGUGUAUGGCAGAUAAGAGAUAAAGAUAGAAGAGGUAAAGUAUGGAACGAACAGAUAAAACCAGCAACUUUUGAGUUAAAGAAAACCAUUGACGCCUUGGUUGUUCUAGCUGGUUUUAUUUCAAUGUACAAUGCUAAAAUGAACCCGCAAUGUUCAAAAUGUAAAGCAGCAAUGAGGAAAUAUAACUACUCCGUCAAAGAGAUAGAACGUAUGCGAAACGACUAUGCAGAUUUAAAGAAAGAAGCAGAAAAACCAGCAGAAGAUAAAAUGAACAUGUUAGAAUUUCUGAACAAAAACUAUCCAACUGCUGACGAUUUCCUUCUAUCUGACGUCAAGAAGAAGUAUAAAGAAACUUUCGACAUUGUGAAAACAUUCGAUGUACUGACAGAAGAAAUAGAAGCUACAAAACUGUUUAAAGUCAUGAACCAUCGCAACAUAUACCAUGUAAAACGCUUGUAA
This is a messenger RNA of Trichomonas vaginalis G3, 558 nucleotides long. RefSeq names its product organellar and viral DNA polymerase type B. The record is from RefSeq and is a predicted model, not a curated record. The coding region runs from base 1 to 558 and encodes 185 amino acids. Lineage: Eukaryota; Parabasalia; Trichomonadida; Trichomonadidae. The transcript has a single exon.